Messenger RNA from Penicillium longicatenatum, 4602 nucleotides. Its product is annotated as putative glycogen debranching enzyme Gdb1. The transcript has 3 exons. Gene Ontology annotation, biological process: glycogen catabolic process; glycogen biosynthetic process. The record is from RefSeq and is a predicted model, not a curated record. Gene Ontology annotation, molecular function: amylo-alpha-1,6-glucosidase activity; 4-alpha-glucanotransferase activity. Bases 1 to 4602 code for a protein of 1533 amino acids. NCBI's taxonomy places the organism in Eukaryota, Fungi, Ascomycota, Eurotiomycetes, Eurotiales, Aspergillaceae.
AUGGGUUCCUCAUCUCAGGUCUACCUGCUUCCUUUGAAGGAUGACGGCUCACCCGAUGUGCCCGGUGGGUACAUUUACCUGCCACCUCCUACAGAGCAGGGAUAUGUGCUGCGUUUCAUCAUUGAAGGCACCAGCUCAAUCUGCCGGCAGGGUAGCCUGUGGGUCAACAUUCCCGAGGAGGGCAAGGCCUUUGAUCGCCAAUCGUUUCGCGAGUUUAAAUUGCGACCCAAUUUCAAUGAGAACAUCCAGAUCGAUAUCCUGAUCCCUAGCGCUGGUUCCUUUGCAUACUAUGCCACGUUCACCCCGUUGCCGGAUUUCUCUGUUGAAGCUGUGCAAACGCCGGAGCCAAUCAAAAGCCCAAUUUACUACAUAGAUGUGUCGCCAAAGCUGACACUGCAAGGAAAGGACUUGCCGCUCAACGCUCUCUCAAUCUUUUCGGUGAUCUCGAAGUUUCUUGGACAGUACCCCGUCGACUGGGAUAGUCAUCUUCAUGGUAUCAGCCAGCGAAAUUACAACAUGGUUCACUUUACGCCGCUCAUGCAGCGUGGAGCCUCCAACUCGCCCUACAGUAUUUUUGAUCAGGUUUCAUUUGACUCGGCUCUGUUCCCCAAUGGAGAGACUGAUGUCGCAUCUCUUGUCUCAAAAAUGGAGAAGGAGUAUGGUCUUUUGACCUUGACCGAUGUCGUUUGGAACCACACUGCACACAACAGCAAAUGGUUGGAGGAACACCCAGAGGCAGGCUACAGUGCGGAGACUGCGCCUUGGUUAGAAUCCGCGCUAGAGCUGGAUACCGCUCUGUUGAAGUUCAGCGAUGAUCUCGAAUCUCUGGGCUUGCCGACUGAGUUCAAGUCCAUUGAAGAUCUGGUUACUGUGAUGAAUGCUUUGCGCAAGCAAGUAAUCAAUGAACUUCGCUUGUGGGAGUUUUAUGCUCUUGACGCCAAGUCCAACGCAAAAAAGAUCUUGGAUGCAUGGACCAGUGGACCGGUUGAUCCAGCUAUUGCCCAGGCCGAUUAUCUGCAGGGUUUCAAAAGCUUGUCACCAAAGGAGCAAUCAGAGAUUGUCCGUAAUCACGGCAUGAUGAACUCGAAUCAACUUCGCGGAAGAUUUGAGCGCGCUGUAGAUCCCGCUUUUGGUGCUGCUAUCUUGACAGGUUUCCAUGGAGAAUUCAAGGAAGAUCAGUCAGCUCUCCCCGAGGCUGAGGCAUCUCUCUCCAAGCUCCUCGACGCUGUGAACCUUCCUCUCUACGAGGAGUACGAUGCAGAUGUGGCUGACAUCAUGGAUCAAUUGUUCAACCGCACUAAGUAUCUUCGAAUUGAUGAUCACGGCCCAAAACUUGGCCCUGUCACCAAGGAAAACCCGCUGAUAGAGACUUACUUUACUCGACUUCCUCUCAACGAUGUCACCAAGAAGCACAACCCGAAGGCCCUUUCUCUGGCCAACAAUGGCUGGAUUUGGAAUGCAGAUGCGAUGAAAGAUAACGCAGGGCCAAACUCCAAAGCCUAUCUUCGUCGCGAGGUUAUCGUCUGGGGUGACUGUGUCAAGCUCCGAUACGGAGAGUCACCAAAGGACAGCCCAUUCCUCUGGGAUUUUAUGACCAAGUAUACUCGUCUUAUGGCCAAGUACUUCUCAGGCUUCCGAAUUGAUAACUGUCACUCUACACCGCUUGUAGUCGCAGAAUAUCUCCUUGAUGAAGCACGCCAAGUUCGUCCAAACCUCACUGUUUUUGCAGAACUCUUCACAGGAUCUGAGGAAGCAGACUAUGUGUUUGUCAAGCGCUUGGGUAUCAAUGCUCUCAUCCGAGAGGCCAUGCAGGCCUGGAGCACCGCAGAACUGAGUCGAUUGGUUCAUCGUCAUGGCGGUCGUCCAAUUGGUAGUUUUGAUGUGGACCUGCCAUCCGCCGGUAGUAGCCACGCCAUUGCCUCUGCGAAAUCUGGAGGUACGAAUGAGGAGAUCACCCACAUUCGACCAUCUCCCGUCCAGGCACUGUUCAUGGAUUGCACUCAUGACAAUGAAGUCCCUGCUCAGAAGCGUGACGCUCGGGAUACUCUUCCGAAUGCCGCUCUUGUCGCCAUGUGUGCGUCCGCAAUUGGAAGUGUGAUGGGAUACGAUGAGGUGUACCCCAAGCUCAUUGACCUGGUUCAUGAAACACGACUGUACGCCUCACCCUUUUCUAGCAACCAGAAAUUGGAAGUUGGCGCUGGAGACGGCAUUGGAGGUGUCAAGAAGCUUUUGAAUGAGCUCCAUACCAAGAUGGGCGUCGAGGGUUAUGACGAAACCCAUAUCCACCACGACGGAGAAUACAUCACUGUUCAUCGAGUCCACCCUAAGACCCGAAAGGGAAUUUUCCUCAUCGCCCACACUGCGUUCCCUGGCAAUGAUAAUGGUGCGAUCCUUGCUCCUACUCAUAUCACCGGUACACAGGCCAAGCACAUUGGUUCUUGGGUACUUGAGGUGGAUGCAGACGAUGCAACAAAGACCAAGGUUCUAUCAGAUGAUCAGUAUCUCAAGGGCCUGCCAAGUUCCACAAAGGACAUUGAAGGUACAAGCAUCGAGGGUGAUGGAAAUGACGUCACCAUCUCCGUACUCCAGACUCUUGUGCCUGGGUCUAUCGCGCUUUUCGAGACUUGGAUCCCUAGCGCAGAACAUGCCAGUGGAUUGGAUAGUUUCCUCUCUAGCGGAGCAGAUGAAGCAUUCAGUGAGCUCAGCCUGAUCGAUCUGAAUUUCGUGCUCUAUCGCUGUGACGCCGAGGAGAGAGAUUCCAGUGAUGGUCAAGAUGGGGCUUACACUAUUCCCAAGCACGGACCUUUGGUUUAUGCCGGUCUGCAGGGCUGGUGGAGUGUCCUUGAAGACAUCAUCAAAUACAACCAGCUGGGCCACGCGCUUUGCGAUCAUCUACGAGAGGGACAAUGGGCUCUGGACUACGUCAUUGGACGCAUGGAAAAGGUAGCCUCCAAGGAGGGUUACGUUGGGCUACACAAACCUGCUGCAUGGCUUCGCGAGAAAUUCGACGCCGUGCGUGGCCUGCCAAGCUUCCUUCUUCCGCGGUACUUUGCGAUCAUCAUUCAAGUGGCCUACAAUGCUGCAUGGAAAGCAGGAAUCCACCAGUUCAGUGACAAUGUGCGCUACGGCCAAGAGUUCGUUCAUCAAUUGGCGAUGGUCAGCGUUCAACAGACUGGUUUCGUAAACUCAGCUUCGUUGUGGCCCACCAAACAAGUUCGCAGUCUUGCGGCUGGUUUGCCCCAUUUCGCUGUUGAUUGGGCCAGAUGCUGGGGUCGUGAUGUGUUCAUUUCCAUUCGUGGUCUUUUCCUCUGCACGGGUCGAUUCGAUGAUGCGAAGGAGCACAUAAUUGCCUUUGCCAGUGUACUCAAGCAUGGAAUGAUUCCAAACCUACUCAGCAGCGGCAAGUUGCCUCGAUACAACUCGCGAGACUCGGUCUGGUUCUUCUUGCAGGCGAUCCAGGACUACACGCACAUGGCCCCCAAUGGCAUCAGUCUGCUACAGGAAAAGGUUCCUCGGCGCUUUUUGCCCUAUGAUGAUACAUGGUUCCCAUUCGAUGACCCACGCGCCUAUUCCAAGUCUCCUACUGUUCUAGAAGUCAUUCAAGAAGUGUUCCAGAGACAUGCCCUUGGAAUGUCGUUCCGCGAGUACAAUGCGGGACCAGACCUUGAUGUCCAAAUGAAGCCCGAGGGUUUCCAAAUUGACGUGAAGGUCGACUGGGAAACCGGCAUCGUCUUUGGUGGAAGCCAGGAUAACUGCGGCACAUGGCAAGACAAGAUGGGUGAGAGCACUACCGCUGGAAACAAGGGUUUCCCUGGCACUCCUCGUGAUGGUGCCGCCAUCGAGAUCACUGGUCUUCUUUACAGCGCUUUGGCCUGGGUGUCGCAGUUGAACAAAUCCAAGGUUUACCCACACGAGGGUGUGGACAUUGGUGACGGAAAAUCAAUCACGUUCGAAGAUUGGGCCGCCAAGAUCAAGGACAACUUUGAACGAUGCUACUACAUUCCUACAGAUCCCAAGGAAGAUUCUCAGUACGAUGUGGAUGCCAAUAUCAUCAACCGCCGUGGUAUCUACAAAGACUUGUACAAGUCUGGCAAGCCUUUCGAGGACUACCAGCUUCGAUCCAACUUCCCAAUUGCAAUGACCGUUGCCCCAGCCUUGUUCACCCCCGAAAAGGCUUUGACUGCUCUUGCGAUUGCCGAUUCUGCUGUGUGUGGCCCCAUCGGAAUGGCCACUUUGGACCCGUCCGACCUGAACUAUCGUCCCAAUUACAACAACUCCGAGGACUCUACCGACUUUGCCACCUCUAAGGGUCGCAACUAUCACCAGGGACCCGAAUGGGUUUGGCAGCGUGGUUACUUCCUUCGUGCUUUGCUCUCUUUCGAUUUGCUUCGUCGCAAAACACCCGAGGAGCGGAUCGAGUCUUUCCAGCAGGUCACCCGACGACUUGAUGGAUGCAAGAAGGCGUUGCGUGAGAGUCCCUGGAGAGGACUUACAGAGCUCACUAACAAGAAUGGAGAGUAUUGUGCGGACUCGUCUCCCACACAGGCCUGGUCUGCUGGUUGUCUCCUUGAUCUCUACUACGAUGCGGCCAAGCUGACUUGA